GCCCGGGCCAUACCUGCUCUAACGGCAGUGCACCCCGGGUGUCUCCGGUUUUCCUGCUUCCUGCACCGGCGAACAGCGCCCAGGGCGACUGACUCUGGUGGGGACACGGGGACCUUCGUCCUGGGCCCAGGGCUGAGGCUGCUUGGAAAGCUCUUGGCCACACCACCUUGCGGCCAAAAGGACGCAGAGUCUCCUCCGGGGAGGGGCCGGCGCCAUUCUCUGCCGCAGAGGCCAGUCCCCCAGCCAGGGCGCCCAGAGGCGGCACCAAGGGCAAGGAUGCCCAUGCAGAGCAUCCCCUGCCUGACGCCUGUGGCCCUGCGCCUGCCACCUGGGGUGCCAGAGCCGCCGAGCUGCCAGCGGCGCCACACGCUCCCGGCCAGCGAGUUUCGCUGCCUCACCCCUCAGGAUGCUGCCAGUGUGUUUGAGAUCGAGCGUGAAGCCUUUAUCUCCGUCUCGGGGGACUGCCCCCUGCGUCUGCACCAGAUCCAGCACUUCCUGACCUUGUGUCCAGAGCUCUCCCUGGGCUGGUUCCAGGAGGGCCGCCUCGUGGCCUUCAUCAUUGGCUCGCUCUGGGAUGAGGAGAGGCUCACGCAGGAGUCGCUGACGCUGCACAGGCCCGGGGGCCACACGGCCCACCUGCACGUGCUGGCGGUGCACCACACCUUCCGGCGGCAGGGCAAGGGCUCCAUCCUGCUGUGGCGCUACCUGUGCCACCUGGGCAGCCUGCCGACGGUGCGCCGGGCUGUGCUCAUGUGCGAGGACCCCCUGGUGCCCUUCUACGAGAGGUUUGGCUUCCGCCCCGUGGGCCCCUGUGCGGUCACCGUGGACCUGCUGACCUUCACGGAGCUCCAGUGCUCCCUGCAGGGCCAGGCUGCCUCAAGGAGGAACAGCUGCUGAGCUGGCUGCCCAGGGCCCUGCGGGGGACGGGGGAGGCG
Molecule: messenger RNA, 935 nt
Organism: Phyllostomus hastatus (greater spear-nosed bat)
Lineage: Eukaryota; Metazoa; Chordata; Mammalia; Chiroptera; Phyllostomidae
Gene: AANAT
Product: aralkylamine N-acetyltransferase
Exons: 5
Coding region: 277-897 (206 amino acids)
Biological process (GO): response to light stimulus; melatonin biosynthetic process; circadian rhythm
Cellular component (GO): cytoplasm
Molecular function (GO): aralkylamine N-acetyltransferase activity
Source: RefSeq, a predicted model, not a curated record